AUGGCGGCUCUCAAGAGCAGCUUCGGCUGUAAUGGCGACCACGAGCUGCGAGGAGGAGCCGGGAGCGGAAGGAGUAACGCCACGCGGCGGCGGCCCCGAGCGAAGGGCCCACCCGCCCGACAGGGAAGACACACAAAAGAGGCCCGGCGCCGCCUCGCUUCGUUCAAGCGGGAAAAGCCUACAGGGAGCGCCGGGGCUGCUGGGCUCCGCCAGGGGAAGGAAACGCCUCCCGCCGCCUCUCCACCCAUCGCGGCCGCCAUGAUUUCUGCAGCAGCCGCCGCCGCUGCAAAACCCGGGGAGCUUUGUUUCCUCGCGCCGCCUCCCUUUCCCCGGGCGGCUGCGGACGCCGUGGCGCUGAGCGGGCGGCGCCACGUAGCGCAACGGCCGAAACGGCCUCCCCCCCCCUUCGCCGCCAUUAGCGGGGCCGCCUGUCGCCCCUCCCCCACAGGCUCACCCGCCCCUCAGGCACAAGCGCCCCGAAAACCUCCUAGGCCCGACGCGGCGGAGACCCAGCAUAAGGAAAUAUUUUGAAACACACACCCCGCCACCGCCACGGGCGCAAACGGCAAAUCUCUGAGGGGGGAAAAAGCCCCCUCGGCUCCUUACCGCGCAGCGCACUAACUCCGCCGUAUCCGUCGCUAAGGAGUGCGAGAGAAAAGAGCCGAAAGCAGCCGUAGCGCGCGCACACACUCACACACGCCACGGCCGCCCGCUUAUUGGCUCGCCGGCCCCGCCGCCGCACCCCUAUUGGCUGACGGCGCCGCCCUUCUCGAAGCGAGGCACGCUGUGCCGUCGGGGCCCGCCCUCCGUGGCGGCUGCCGCGGCGCCAACCUCGCAAACGGGGCUCUGGGCCGGCCGGGCGCCUGAGGCGUCAUCCCAGUCCUCUUAUCCCCCGGCCGUUUCCAUUUUCCCUGCUCACAUACUUGCUUGGUACUUACAUUUAAGAUAUAUAUUACAAAACAAAAACCAGUCCGAUCAGUCCGAAUCUCGUUACGGUAAUGACAAGGGGGCGAAGGGCUUCAAGGAGAACGGAACUGAUCCGAGGUCGCGCGCGCGCGCGUGAGGGGAAAGGGAGCGAGAGAGAGACGGAGCGAAACAAAAUGGCGCCGGCGCAAACUCCGUCUCGUCCUCCCGCCGGGUAGCCGUCGGGGCGGACUUCUCGCGAGCCUGGGAAGUUCGCUUUGGCGCUUAAAACAAAAGCGGGGGAGGGCGGAGGGCUCCCGAGGACCCGCGUGUGGCGGCAGGACGCGAGUCGAGCGCUUCUCACGUAAGUCGCGGGAGGGCGGGGGAAAGGGGCAGCUUUGGGUUUCUCGUCUCCCGUUUCUCUCGGGUCCCGCGGAGUCCGGGGAGCGGGAGGAGAGAGGGCGCCGGAAUGAGAGGAUGACCCACCCCAUGGGCUAAGCUUUCUUAAGAAUAAUAAUAAUAAUAAUAAAUAAAUAGCUGAGCUUAGAAAACAAAAAGAGUUGCGCUGUCAUCAAAUGUUCGCUUGUUGGAAGUAGUGCAGUCUUCACCCGUUUAUGGAAAUGUUGGCUGUGGGGAAUCCGUAUCGCAGUCUGCAAAGGCCACGGAGGUCUGAGAACCUCCCCUGUAAUAAUAUUUAGCCCAUUCUCGCAAAUUUGUUAACAAAAAGGAACUAAGGGGGGGGGGGACAACCACCACCUUUCCUUAGCUUGCCUUUCAGAUGAUUUGUGGAACAACAGCCUGCAAAAAACAACUCCAUCAGCCUUUAAUUCUCUGAGGGGAACUUUCACCUCAUGUGCUUAAUUUCUGCAAUCCAGACUGCUGUGGAAGGCAAAAAAAGAGUUUUAAAAAAAGUUAGAAAACCUCUACUUUCUAAUACAAUGCUAGGAAGGGUUUUCAAAUCAACAAAACGUGUCCAUCGUUUCAACAAUUUUUAUGUCCCCACCCCAAUUUUCCAUUGCUUUGGUUCCUUUAGAAUUUUUGUUGUGCGCAUUUUCAGUUCAUGGUUCAGUUAUUUGCAUAAGAUUUGCACAUGUGCACACGGUGACCUAGUCAUUCACACAUCAUUCAUCUUGCUGUGAUUUUAGUUAAGUGACUGCCUCUACCUCAAAGUAAAUGCUUUGUGGAUUGAUUUCUCUAAUGCUUCACACAGUCUUGCUGAUAGGCCCGAACCCCUUAAUUCAGUUGGGGUUACAUCAGAAUAUAUUUAGGAUAGAACUAUACAUAUUCAGAUGGUUUCAUAAGCCCUGCUCUUCUUUCUGUCUUUUGCUUCUCCGUUUUCUAUCCCUUGCUUCUUCAUUCCUUCUCUGUUCUGCAGUGCUGGAUUACGACAGUGGCCAACCAACUAUCUCUGUUGUCUAGAAUUAGCAUUGGGUGUUGGAGAAGUAUAGUUCUGCACUAAAGGAGUAAAUUCUGAGGAAAGUAUGCAUAGGGCUGGGCUGAUAGACACUUCCUAAAAUCCUGGCAAUAAAUUGUGAGAAAGAGAUGGUCUUUGGGUACCAUAACUCUGUUUUUUUCUAGUCCAGUAAAUGUAGUAAUCAUAUGAUAGUUGGGGGGGGGGACUUUUAGCUGCUCAGUUGCUGACCUACGGACAACUUACUUUCACUAAAUGAACAGGUAGAGCUGGCAAAUUACUUGGCUAGCAUACCAGAUAGGUUGCGAUUGGUUAAAUUUUGCUGCAUGAGUUUCCACAGGCAAUAGGUUGUUUAAUCAGACAUUUAGUAAAAACUUAGUUAAGUCAGCAAACCUAUUUUGUUUCAUUCCAGGGCAUUAGCAGUUUUCCUUUCACCUCAAAAGAAAAUGACUGCAUCAGGUCUGGCAGCAAGAGUGGAAACUUGGCUUUCAUCUACAUGGCAUGUGAAGGUUCCUGCACCAUGGCUAGAAGCAUGUAUUGAUUGGAUUCAACAAGAAAAUGGCAGUGGCAGUUUGGCUCAGGCUUCUAUUAACAAGCAAGUUUUUGAGCAGUGGCUUCUUACAGAUCUCAGAGAUCUCGAAUACCCAGUUCUGCCUGACUGCAUUUCAAACAAUCCAAAGGGAGAAUUGAACAGCUUUUAUUCCAUACAGAUUGAUUCACUUGUUGAUGUGAGUCAGCCUGCUUAUUCCCAACUGCAAAAGAUAAGAAAGAAAAAUACUGUAAAUGAGGAAAUAACUGCUAAUACACAGGGAACAUUGAGGCCCUGGGAAGCAAAGCCUACUCGAAUGCUGAUGCUGCAACUGACAGAUGGCAUACAUGACAUCCAGGGCAUGGAAUACCAGCCUAUUCCUGUUCUCCAUAGCAAUCUUCCUCCAGGGACAAAGGUUAUGAUACAGGGGAAAGUUGCAUAUCGCUUAGGUGUUCUUUUGCUUAAACCAGAAAAUGUAAGAUUGUUGGGGGGUGAAGUGGAUAGCCUUGUAGAGGAAAACUCUGAGGAAAGAGUUCUUGCUAGGCUUAUUAGAGAAGAAGACAGAAAUCCUAAUGCUGAGAAAUCAAAUGCUGCUGAAUGUGACAUUUCAAUACCUGUUGAUGACGUGGGCCCUUCUGAUGAAGAGCUUCUGGCAAGUCUUGGGGGAAAUGAAGAAUUAAUGAUAAAUGAGGCCCCCUUUGAAAGUAGAUGCUCCACCAGAAGUACCAGAUUAAAUUCCACCACAUCUCUGCUUCCCACGACUGAAAGCGGCUUGCAGCAAGAUCCUGCAGCAUUCAUUGCAGAAAAUGAAGAACAAAGUAUUCCAGUUCUGGGAAACAUGGAAGGAGAUUUCGAUGAGUUUCCAUUGGAGGAUGAUUUACUUUUAGAAGAAGAGAUCAUGCAAGAACAGAUACAGGUUCUGAAUAGAAGCCCUAGCAUAAAUAGUUACCUUAUCAAAGAAGGGGAAUCUGGUGAAACAAUAGUGUGUGAUAUACAUGAAGAAAGCACAGGAGAUUUUUUAAUAAAACAUAAUGCCCAGAGAACCAAAAACAUAGAAGGCCGUUUUGGAAAUAUGAUGGUACAAGAGAAAAACAAUGAAAGGCCCUCCAAUAAUUCUAACAGUAGACUAACAGAUAUUAAUGUAGAACUUCAACAAUAUCCUCAACCUGAACAGACUUGCAGAAUACAAAAUAAGUGCCACAAAGUUGAUUUAAAUGCCCUUCCCUUCACAUAUUUAUCAGUUUUAUUAAGUAACAAGCCCAAGGCUAUUACAACUCUGAAAAUUAGAGCAUUUAUAGUAACUCUUACCAGAAAUCUAACAAGCAGUGGUGGCUUUUCAAGUUUAUCAGCAAAAAUAUCUGAUGGUACAGCUUAUUUAGAAGUUGAUUUUGCUGAUGAGAUUCUAACAAGCUUGAUCGGGUUUUCAGCACCUGAAAUGAAACAACUAAAGAAAGAUCCUGUCCUAGGCCCCAGAAUUAAGGAAGGUUUACAGAAUUGCCAACGAGCACUAAUAGACCUCUGUUGUUUGAUGACCAUCAAAUUUAACCCUUCUCAGACAAAAGCAACAGUAAUAGUUUUGCAAGACAUUAAUGCAAAUGAUUUCAGUAAUUUAAAAGAACGCCUAAAUACAUGCUGCAUUUAA
Messenger RNA from Podarcis lilfordi (Lilford's wall lizard), 4485 nucleotides. The record is from the annotation of a GenBank genome assembly. Lineage: Eukaryota; Metazoa; Chordata; Lepidosauria; Squamata; Lacertidae.